CCGCGAGACCCCCUCCCCUUCCGCCUCGCGGCGCUUCCUCGCGCCGCGGUCUUCACUAUCCACCCCCAACACCGCGGGGCUCGCCCCCCCCCCCGCCCGCCAACGGCGGGUCCCUAGCUUCCCAAUUCCCCUCGCUUCCCGCGCCCUCCGGCAGGGGCCUAGUCCCGGACCCCUUCGCUCCCUCCCUUCCCCCUGAUUCCCCUUCCGGACGCUGCCAUCAUGUUGAAGCCUCAGCCGCCACAACAGACUUCCCAGCCUCAGCAGCCGCCCCCCACGCAACAGGCCGUGGCCCGUCGACCUCCCGGGGGCACCAGUCCUCCCAACGGCGGCCUCCCGGGACCGCUGGCCUCCACCUCGACUUCCCCAGGGCCUCCCGCGGCAGUUUCCCCUUGCCUAGGGCCUGCUGCCACUGCAGGGAGCGGGCUCCGCCGGGGAGUCGAGGGCAUCUUGGCGCCGCAGCCGCCGCCGCCGCAGCAGCAUCAAGAAAGGCCAGGGGCAGCUGCCAUCGGCAGCUCCAGGGGACAAAGCACAGGAAAGGGACCCCCACAGUCACCGGUGUUUGAGGGUGUCUACAACAAUUCCAGAAUGCUGCAUUUUCUUACAGCUGUUGUGGGCUCUACUUGCGAUGUAAAGGUGAAAAAUGGCACCACCUAUGAAGGUAUCUUCAAGACUCUGAGCUCAAAGUUUGAGCUAGCAGUAGAUGCUGUGCACAGGAAAGCAUCUGAGCCAGCAGGUGGCCCUCGUCGGGAAGAUAUUGUGGACACCAUGGUGUUUAAGCCAAGUGAUGUCAUGCUAGUCCACUUUCGAAAUGUUGACUUCAAUUAUGCUACUAAAGACAAAUUCACCGAUUCAGCCAUAGCCAUGAACUCAAAAGUGAACGGGGAGCAUAAAGAGAAGGUGCUGCAGCGCUGGGAGGGGGGCGACAGCAACAGCGAUGACUACGACCUCGAGUCUGACAUGUCUAAUGGAUGGGACCCCAAUGAGAUGUUCAAGUUCAAUGAGGAAAACUAUGGUGUAAAGACCACCUAUGAUAGCAGUCUCUCUUCUUACACGGUGCCAUUAGAAAAGGACAACUCAGAAGAGUUUCGUCAGCGGGAGCUGCGCGCUGCCCAGUUGGCCCGAGAGAUUGAGUCGAGCCCCCAGUACCGUCUGCGGAUUGCCAUGGAGAAUGACGAUGGGCGCACUGAGGAAGAGAAGCACAGUGCAGUCCAGCGGCAGAGUUCAGGGCGGGAAAGCCCCAGCCUGGCAUCCAGGGAGGGGAAAUACAUCCCUCUUCCCCAGCGAGUUCGGGAAGGUCCCCGGGGAGGUGUUCGAUGUAGCAGUUCCCGAGGUGGCCGGCCUGGCCUUAGCUCUUUACCACCACGUGGUCCUCACCAUCUUGACAGUAGCAGCCCUGGUCCAGGUUCUGAGACACGUGGUAUCAAUGGAGGCCCUUCCCGCAUGUCCCCUAAGGCACAGCGGCCUCUGAGAGGUGCCAAGACACUGUCUUCACCCAGCAGUAGGCCUUCUGGAGAAGCUUCUGCUCCACCUCCUCCUGCAGUGGGCCGGAUGUACCCUCCACGCUCUCCCAAGUCUGCUGCCUCUGCUCCAAUCUCAGCUUCCUGUCCUGAGCCUCCCAUUGGCUCGGCAGUGCCAACUUCUUCAGCUUCCAUCCCUGUGACAUCAUCGGUUGUGGAUCCUGGAGUAGGUUCCAUUUCCCCAGCUUCUCCAAAGAUCACACUGGCCCCCACAGAUGUGAAAGAACUCACAGCCAAGGAGCCUGGGAGAAAUCUGGAGCCCCAGGAGCUGGCCCGGAUAGCUGGGAAAGUCCCUGGUCUUCAGAAUGAACAGAAACGAUUCCAGCUGGAAGAACUGAGAAAGUUUGGGGCCCAGUUUAAGCUCCAGCCCAGUAGUUCCCCUGAGACCAGCCUGGAUCCUUUUCCUCCCCGGAUCUUAAAGGAAGAGGCCAAGGGGAAGGAGAAGGAAGCUGAUGGUCUGUUGACUUCAGAACCCAUGGGGUCCCCAGUCUCCUCCAAGACGGAGUCCUUACCAGAUAAAGAGGAGAAGCCGCCCCUGCCACCAGCAGGAGGCACGGAGGGGCCAGAGCAGCCCCCACCGCCUUGCCCAAGCCAAACCGGCAGCCCUCCAGUGGGUCUCAUCAAGGGUGACGACAAGGAUGAGGGCCCUGUUGCUGAACAAGUAAAGAAGUCAACAUUGAACCCCAAUGCCAAGGAAUUCAAUCCUACAAAGCCUCUGCUGUCUGUGAACAAAUCCACCAGUACCCCAACUUCCCCGGGGCCCCGGACUCAUUCAACUCCUUCCAUCCCGGUGCUGACAGCAGGCCAGAGUGGGUUAUAUAGUCCCCAGUACAUCUCCUACAUACCUCAGAUCCACAUGGGGCCAGCUGUGCAGGCCCCUCAGAUGUAUCCGUAUCCUGUAUCCAACUCUGUGCCUGGGCAGCAGGGCAAGUACAGGGGAGCAAAAGGGUCCCUGCCCCCCCAACGCUCGGACCAACAUCAGCCAGCCUCAGCCCCUCCGAUGAUGCAGGCUGCCGCCGCUGCUGGCCCACCUCUGGUGGCCGCCACACCCUAUUCUUCCUACAUCCCCUACAACCCACAGCAGUUCCCAGGGCAGCCUGCCAUGAUGCAGCCCAUGGCUCAUUACCCCUCACAGCCGGUGUUUGCCCCCAUGCUCCAGAGCAACCCACGCAUGCUGACGUCGGGUAGCCAUCCCCAGGCCAUUGUGUCAUCGUCCACCCCUCAGUACCCUUCUGCAGAGCAGCCCACCCCCCAAGCCCUUUAUGCCACUGUUCACCAGUCUUAUCCACACCAUGCCACGCAGCUCCACGCCCACCAGCCGCAGCCGGCCACCACGCCUACUGGGAGCCAGCCGCAGUCCCAGCACGCGGCCCCUAGUCCCGUCCAGCACCAGGCGGGGCAGGCCCCACACCUGGGCAGUGGACAGCCACAGCAGAAUCUGUACCACCCAGGGGCCCUGACAGGCACGCCGCCUUCUCUGCCACCGGGACCUUCUGCCCAGUCCCCUCAGAGCAGCUUCCCCCAGCCAGCCGCUGUGUAUGCCAUCCAUGCUCACCAGCAGCUGCCCCACGGCUUCACCAACAUGGCCCAUGUCACCCAGGCCCAUGUCCAAACUGGAAUCACAGCAGCCCCGCCCCCUCACCCUGGGGCUCCCCACCCGCCCCAGGUGAUGCUGCUGCACCCACCCCAGAGCCAUGGGGGGCCCCCCCAAGGCGCAGUGCCCCAGAGCGGGGUGCCUGCACUCUCAGCUUCCACACCCUCACCCUACCCCUACAUCGGACACCCCCAAGGUGAGCAGCCUGGCCAGGCGCCUGGAUUUCCAGGAGGAGCCGAUGACAGGAUUCUAUGUAGGGUGGGCAGAAGCCACAGCCGCCGCCGCCAGGGGCUUGCUCCUGGCUCUGUCCUUUGCUUCCCUCCGUCCUCGCUCAGUUGUGAUCCAGCAGCCCCCCUCCCCACUGCCUCCCCAGCUCUCAGUGACCCCGACUGUCUCCUGACUUAGCCGAGGUAAGUUCAAUCUCAUCCCUCCCAGCAGCUCCCCUUCCACCCCCCGGGGAACUGAAGAUUGUCCUGGCCGCGACCUGAGACCUCCAUGAGUGGAGGGAAGAGUGAUCUAAGUCUCUUCCCCCAGCAGCUCGGACCAGUCCCAGCCCCCAACCCACCUCUCCCCCUGGGGAAGCUGGGGAAUUCCUGCCAAGCACCUUGAAUGGGAAGGGCCUUGAAGUGGGCAGGGUCAGGGCCCAGCGCGGGUGGGGGGUUCCUGCUCUGGCUCUGCCCAUUCCUACCCAUCUAGCCCUCCCGUCCUCUCAUCUAUCCCUGCUGGAGACAGAAGAGCUUUUAUUUUCUAUUAUUUAUAACUUCAGACUUGGGCCCCCUGUUCUUCUUCCCCAUUAACUUGAGUGACCUGCGUGAGAGAGACAGACAGACAUGCCCCACAAGGAUGGUUGGACAAGGACUUUUACUUUUUAUUACAUAAAAAUAUUUAAAAAAAUAAAAAAAAUAAAAUUUUAAACUAACUUAA
This is a messenger RNA of Orycteropus afer afer, 4035 nucleotides long. NCBI's taxonomy places the organism in Eukaryota, Metazoa, Chordata, Mammalia, Tubulidentata, Orycteropodidae. The record is from RefSeq and is a predicted model, not a curated record.